AUGCCGCCUAAACAGCCUACCAACUGGCGCCUCUGGACAAAGGUCCUAGUCGGCGGCGCAGCCAUCAGCGUGGGAGGCCCCCUGCUGACCAUGAGGCUCACGCCGACCGAGGACGAGCUGCGCGCCAAGUACAAUCCCGACCUGCGCAAGAAGAGCAUCGAGACGAGGGAGGAGCGGCAGCAGGAGUUCGACGACUUCGUGACGAGGCUGAAGGAGUACUCCAAGUCGGAUAAACCGAUCUGGAUCGUGGUCAAGGAGGAAGAAGAGAGGCGCAAGAGGGCCGUGCUUGACGCGGCCAAGGUGCAGCGGCAGGAGGCGGAUGCUCGCCGCGACGAAAUGCGACGGGAGGCCGGCCUGGCCGCCAAGUAG
Messenger RNA from Metarhizium album ARSEF 1941, 369 nucleotides. RefSeq names its product Cytochrome b mRNA-processing protein 4. The transcript has 3 exons. The record is from RefSeq and is a predicted model, not a curated record. Gene Ontology annotation, biological process: mitochondrial respiratory chain complex III assembly. Gene Ontology annotation, cellular component: mitochondrial membrane. NCBI's taxonomy places the organism in Eukaryota, Fungi, Ascomycota, Sordariomycetes, Hypocreales, Clavicipitaceae. Bases 1 to 369 code for a protein of 122 amino acids.